Messenger RNA from Trifolium pratense (red clover), 2553 nucleotides. RefSeq names its product xyloglucan glycosyltransferase 4-like. The transcript has 4 exons. Lineage: Eukaryota; Viridiplantae; Streptophyta; Magnoliopsida; Fabales; Fabaceae. Bases 342 to 2333 code for a protein of 663 amino acids. Gene Ontology annotation, molecular function: glycosyltransferase activity. Gene Ontology annotation, cellular component: Golgi apparatus. The record is from RefSeq and is a predicted model, not a curated record.
AAAGUAGCUCUCUCUCUCUCUCUCUCUCUCUCUCUCUCUCUCUCUCUCUAACACAAAAACAAUCUCUUUCACAAAAUUCCAUAACAAAUUCUCUGCUUCCAUUCAUAUUUCAAAACCAAUCACACACAUAUAAAAAACAUACUUCAAUAUAGCCAUAACCCCAUUAGUAUUUUUGCUUCUAAUUCCUUUCAUUCAUCAAUGAAGUUGAGGAAAAAUCUCUAAUUUUCUUCAAUUCUCAUUUGUAAUCACCAAUAUUUUCAAACCCUUUUUAUCAAAAUUCAAUCUUUAUAUUGGUUUUGAAAGAAAAAAAAUAGAGAGAGAAAAAAAAAACACAGAAAGUGAUGGCACCAAAUUCAGUUACAAUUGCAACUGACAAAGUUAAUGAUUUCACUUUGUUACAAGUUCAUGAUUUGGAUUCUCCUAUGUUUCAAGAGAAACAAAAAAAAUCUACAAGUACAAAACAGUUUACAUGGGUGAUUCUCCUUAAACUCCACAAACUUCUGACAUGUUUGACAUGGUUGACAAAUGGUCUCAAAUCAACUUUUUCAUUGGUCAAAAAGAGAAUUUCAUUGUCUGAUAUAGGUGAUGAAAAUCCAAAGAACACAACAAGGUUAUAUAGAUUCAUAAAGUUUUUUCUUGCUCUUUCAAUUCUUGCUUUGGUUGUUGAAAUCAUUGCUCAUUUUAAUAAGUGGAAUUUGCAUGUGAUUCAACCUUGGGAAGUUAAGAAUCUUUUGCAAUGGUUUUAUUUGGGUUGGCUUGGUUUUAGAGAAGAUUAUGUUGCUCCUUUGGUUUUGUUUGUGUCACAAUUUUGUAUUGUGUUGUUCUUGAUUCAAUCUUUGGAUCGACUUGUUCUUUGUCUUGGAUGUUUUUGGAUCAAUUUUAAGAAAUUGAAGCCUAUGAUUGAUGAUGAUGCUUAUGAUGUUGAGGAUCCUUCAAGCUUUCCAAUGGUUCUUGUUCAGAUUCCAAUGUGCAAUGAGAGAGAGGUUUAUUCACAAUCAAUUGGUGCUGCUUGUCAACUUGAUUGGCCAAAAGACAGAAUACUAGUUCAAGUCUUAGAUGAUUCAGAUGAUGCUAAUUUACAAAUGCUUAUCAAAGAUGAGGUUUCAUCUUGGAAAGAGAAAGGUGUCAACAUUGUUUAUCGACAUAGAUUGAUCAGAACUGGCUAUAAAGCAGGAAAUCUUAAAUCAGCUAUGUCAUGUGACUAUGUCAAAGACUAUGAAUUUGUGGCAAUCUUUGAUGCAGAUUUUCAGCCAAAUCCUGAUUACCUCAAAUUAACCAUUCCUCAUUUCAAGGGAAAACCUGACUUGGGAUUAGUACAAGCAAGAUGGUCAUUUGUGAACAAAGAUGAGAAUCUAUUAACAAGGCUUCAAAACAUCAACUUAUGUUUUCACUUUGAGGUUGAACAACAAGUGAAUGGUUAUUUCUUGAAUUUCUUCGGAUUCAAUGGAACAGCCGGUGUUUGGAGGAUUAAGGCUUUGGAGGACUCAGGAGGGUGGUUGGAGAGGACAACAGUUGAGGACAUGGACAUAGCAGUUAGAGCUCAUUUGAAUGGAUGGAAAUUUAUAUAUCUUAAUGAUGUUAAAGUUCUUUGUGAAUUACCUGAAUCUUAUGAAGCUUAUAAGAAACAACAACAUCGUUGGCAUUCUGGUCCUAUGCAACUCUUUAGGCUUUGUCUUCCUGCUGUAAUAACUGCAAAGAUAUCAGUUUGGAAGAAGGCUAACUUGAUCUUUUUGUUCUUCUUAUUGCGGAAACUUAUACUUCCCUUCUAUUCAUUCACCUUAUUCUGCAUCAUACUACCCUUAACAAUGUUCAUACCCGAAUCAGAACUACCUCUUUGGGUAAUCUGUUAUGUCCCUAUCAUCAUGUCAUUCUUAAACAUCCUUCCAUCACCAAAAUCGGUCCCUUUUCUCGUCCCUUAUCUUCUUUUCGAGAACACAAUGUCGGUAACAAAGUUCAACGCAAUGGUUUCGGGACUAUUUCAACUCGGAAGUGCUUAUGAAUGGGUUGUGACAAAGAAAACAGGUAGAUCAUCUGAGUCAGAUUUGUUAGCACUAGCCGAAAGAGAAUCAAAGUCUUCAAAUGAAGACAAGAUUAGUAGAAGACAUUCAGAAUCCGGUUUGGAGUUAUUAGGCAAAAUUCAAAAAUCAGAAGCUGUUUCAAAGAAGAAGAAAAACAAACUCUAUAGAAAAGAGUUAGCACUUGCUUUUCUUUUGCUUACGGCUUCUGCUAGAAGUCUUUUAUCAGCACAUGGUGUUCAUUUUUAUUUUUUGCUUUUUCAAGGUUUGUCAUUUCUUGUAAUGGGUUUGGACUUGAUUGGUGAACAAGUUAGCUGAAAAAACAAAACAUUGAAAAUGUUUUGUUUUUUAUACCAAUAAUCGGUGAUUCUAAUUCUAAGUUCAUAUAUCAGUUGAAAUGAUAUAGAGUAAAUUUGAUUGAUUGUAUAAUCAUAAAAUAGUAAGGAUUCAUAGGGACAAGAAUGUAAUUUUUUGUUCUAUAUACAUUUUUUUGUAGACUUCAAAUUUGUUGGAGUUAUAUAUCAUUUGUUUGGUUUUC